UCUAUUGUUUACUUCGCAUUUCUCUGGAGGAAUUAUCAUUGCCUGUUCUGCCGUUGUACACUUCUACAAAACUAAACUAUGUUUUGUAUAGGCUCUCAAACAACUACAACCAUCUCUGACCAGUAUUAGUAAUUUAGUUGCAGAGAAAAUGCGUUACCCCCAUCCGUGUGUAAGAAAAUUCAGUAUAAUUUCAGCUCGUCCCUGAUACCCUAAUAUGAGAAUAUGUAGAUGGAGAUUGUGACUGCCCAGCUCGAACAAUUAGUUGCCUACAAAUAUGACCUCUGUUGUUGGAAGCAGAAGUAAAAAAGGUUUUUCCAAAGUUUUUUUUAGAGGUAUUCAAUAGCUGCGCAGGAUUACCUCCUAACACAGAUGGAAUAGUUCUGGCCGUAAAUCAGAAGACCCCCUCCUCUUCCUUCUACACUUUAACUCGGCAUCACCCAAUCAGGGGCAAGCAUCCUUGGAUAUCCUGGCUAAGGAAAUGCGGUAAGAAGAGCAACAGUAAACAAGUGAAAGGUUGAGGAUUGAGAAUAGAGGGAGAGGUAGAGGACGGAAAAAUAGAGGGAGAGAGAGGCUGAAGAUGCUGUGGCUUCUACGUGGAGUGAGGCUGCGCUACUGGCUCACCCUGGCCACAGGACUGGUGGAGUGCCUGUGUUUUGCUGGAGUCUUUUAUGGGUGGGCCUCCCUGGUUUUUAUCCUGAAAGCCAGUGGGUACUUCAGUGACCAGUGUGUGAAUGCCACAGGACUCAAUGGCACACAGUAUAUGGACUGUAGCAAACAGGAUGAGAAUUUCUCCUUGGUUUUCACUAUUGCCUCCAUCUUCCACAUCUUCAUCGCUAUUUUUGGUGGAUUCUUCUUUGACCACUUCGGUACCCUGGCAACCAGACUGCUGUCAAUAGCUCUGUACACCACUGGUACCAUGUUGAUUGCUUUUUCACAUCCAGACAUAUCCAAUAUACUCUUUCCAGGCCUGUCCUUCAUCGCAACUGGAGGCAUAAUGUUACUCAUGGCAAACAUGCAGGUGGGGAACCUCUUUGACACCCAUCGUUCCACCAUCAUCACCUUGUAUACCGGAGCCUACGGCUCCUCCGCCAUCACCUUCCUCAUCAUCAAGGUGGCAUUUGAAAAAGGGAUCUCUCUGCAACACGCUUUUUUCUUCUUGUCGGCAUGCAGCAUAAUCCACCUCAUGAGAACCUUCAUCCUCAUGCCAAAGAUGCACAUCCCCUACCCCCUCCCUGAGGGCUACACUUAUGGGAUGAGCUGUGAACAGACCAAAUGCAACACCCAUUGCUUCACAGAAAAAGCACAGAGAGACAACACAGAGCUUGUGCAGGGAGAGGAAGGGAUAGAGAACGCAACAUCUGAACAAGAGAGCCCCCCGCAGACCUCACAGACAGACAGUUUUAAGCAGUGUGUCCUCAGCUGGUUGUUCCUGUCGAACCUGGUGUGGCUGUCAGUCAUUGUGCUGCGGUUCAUCCUUUUCAUUGGCACCCUGAACCCCAUGCUGACCCUGCUGGCUGAUGGAGACAUAGCCCAAGUGAGCCACUACACCAACAUCUUCGCCUACAUACAGUUAUGUGGGAUACUGUGUGCCCCCUUGAAUGGCCUUAUCAUUGACAGAUUCAAGGGAAAGCAAUGGGCCCCAGGAGAGACGGAGGAGGAGGGUAACCUGCGCUCUCUGGUGCUCUCCCUCUUCCUCACUGCCCUGCAGUGCCUCUUAUUCUCCAUCUGCGCCACCAUACCUGUGCUCCCGCUGCAGUACCUGACUUUCGUCCUGCAAGUGUUCACCAGUAGCUUUGCACUCGGAGGAAAUUCAGCCUUCCUCAGCAUUGUUUUUCCCGUCUGUCACUUUGGUAAGCUGGUCGGUGUGGUUAAUGCUACAGUGACUGUGGUGUUGCUCCUGCAAUUCCCCUGCAUCAUCCUGGUGAAUGAGGUGUUGGAUGGAGACCCCUUAUAUAUAAACAUAGCCCUGUGCAUCCUGUGCCUGGCGCCAUUCAUUCACCCGGCCUAUGUCUAUAGCCGCUGGCGCACAUUGGCCAAUCAGAGAAGACGCUCCGCCCAGCCACCUCCCCCUCAUGAAAACGCCUUCUCUGGAGACAAUGAAGACCAACCCCAGGAUGCCCCAGGCUCCUCUUAGACAUCCCCAAAAUAAACACUCACAAUAUCUUCUCUCCUUUUCCCGACCCACUGGUUCAUGACAAUGGUGGCCAUAAUUGUUAAAGAAAGUAUUUUGGUCUUGGUUUUGGCUUCUUGUAUUCCCUGAUUCUCCAAAGUGAAACAUUCAUAAAGUACAGUAUUGUUCACUUUUUCAGCGUUUUGAGUAAUCAUAAUUUUUCUUUGCGGCUUCUUUUAGGAAUAUCAUUUGCACGUUGAAUGGAUUCUGGGGGGUACACUCUAGGGAUGUCACGAUACCAGCACCCCCAAUGCCAGUGAACGUCCACGAUUGUUUCCAAAUUCAGUACCAUGGUUACCAUGGUAUCAGAUCUUUUUUAGACAAAGUCACACUGUCACAACAACUUAAUAUCUAAAGGA
Messenger RNA from Conger conger (European conger), 2529 nucleotides. RefSeq names its product equilibrative nucleobase transporter 1-like. Bases 578 to 2134 code for a protein of 518 amino acids. Gene Ontology annotation, molecular function: transmembrane transporter activity. Gene Ontology annotation, biological process: transmembrane transport. The transcript has 14 exons. NCBI's taxonomy places the organism in Eukaryota, Metazoa, Chordata, Actinopteri, Anguilliformes, Congridae. The record is from RefSeq and is a predicted model, not a curated record.